Melampsora larici-populina 98AG31 is the source of this 1474-nucleotide messenger RNA. RefSeq lists its product as uncharacterized. The transcript has 4 exons. Gene Ontology annotation, molecular function: damaged DNA binding; single-stranded DNA binding. The record is from RefSeq and is a predicted model, not a curated record. Gene Ontology annotation, cellular component: site of double-strand break; DNA replication factor A complex. Gene Ontology annotation, biological process: base-excision repair; double-strand break repair via homologous recombination; DNA replication. The coding region runs from base 84 to 1127 and encodes 347 amino acids. Lineage: Eukaryota; Fungi; Basidiomycota; Pucciniomycetes; Pucciniales; Melampsoraceae.
GUUAAACCUCACUCUUAAUCCAACUCAUCAAAGAAAGAAAAAAACCAACACACCAACCAGAAAACUAGACUUAACCUUUCUCAAUGUUUUCUUCAUUUAAACCAAAUGAUAAUCACAGCUAUAAAUCACUCUCACCAUGGGCAUUUACAAUCUCAACAAUCUUAAUCACCAUCAUUUUAAUCACAAGAACCUUCAUUUCAAACUUUUCAAUUCCAAUCACUUCAACAAGUUCUUCAUCAUCAUCACCAUCACCAUCAUUCUUUAACACCAACUUAUUUCAAAACGCACUAAAAUCCAACCCACAACCCAUCCAUUCCAAUGUCAAUACGUUAAAUCAACUAACCGAUCAAUUACCAUUCUUUAGUUCAAUCCGAGUAGUUUCAUUAAAAUCAAGAACAGAUCGAAGAAAUCAUAUGAAAAAAUUAAAUUCAUUUUUAGAUUUAAAGAUUAAAUUUUCAGAUGCGAUUUUAUAUAAUGAUUCAAGAGUGAAUGAGAUUGUAAAUCGAGUUGGAAAUCAAACUAAAGCAGAUAAAAAGAUGGCAGAGGUUGGUCAUGUGGCUUGUAGAAUGUCUCAUCGGAUGGCUAUUCAAGCUGCUGAAGAUGAUCAUGAUGAAUUUACUUUAAUCUUAGAAGAUGAUGUGGAUAUCGAAUCUGCUUUCAAAUAUUUAUCUGGAACGAUCCUAAGAGAUGUUCCAAAAGAUUGGGAUAUGAUAUUUUUUGGUCAUACUGAUUUUAGUGAUGAAUCAAGACACGGAAGGGAUCCAAGAACAUCAAAUUUCUAUAUCUACAAAUCCAUCGAACCACAAGGAGGACACGGAUACGCACUUUCACCUAAAGGACGCAAACUAAUCUUAGAUUUGUUAUCAAAUAAACGUCCCGAAUUGUAUGAAACAGAUGAAGGACAACCGAUUGAUGAAAUCUUUAUGUAUUUAGCAAGGUUACAUAAAGCUAAUUUGUUUUCAAUCAUACCGGAUCUCAUCAUUCAAAAAUCUUUGUUUAAAUCAGAUAUCUUUAAUACUUCGGCUGGGUUUAAGGAUGGAAUGCAUGAUAAAGUUUUAUUGGAUUCGGCUUUAGAUCGGAUUCGUUUACUUGAUAAUCGGCUUAAUCUUACUACUCUUCAUCCUUGAAUUCCGUUUUUCUUUCUUUUUAGCGUUUUGGUUUUGGUUUUGGUUUUGGUUUUCGAAUGGGGUUUCUUUUUUUUGAUUAAUUCUCAUUUCUUUUGGAUUUGGUUUGCUUACAAAUCCAAAUCCCUUCCUUCUUUGAUUUCAUCUCUCUCUCUCUCUCGCUUGCUUGCUCUUGUAUUCUAAGACCUUCAUUCCUCAAACCUUUCUUCUUUCUCUUUUUCUUUCUUUUCACUUUUUUGAAUAUUAAAUUUAGGAAGGAAUCUUUUUUAUAUAUUGUUUUUUUAAAUUUGCAAUGUGAUUUUUUUUUUGAAAAGAACAAUUAAAGUACAACACGAAAACAUUUUGAAAUC